Molecule: messenger RNA, 1938 nt
Organism: Adineta ricciae
Lineage: Eukaryota; Metazoa; Rotifera; Eurotatoria; Adinetida; Adinetidae
Source: the annotation of a GenBank genome assembly
AUGUCAGUAUUAAUUUCAUUGAUUGAAAAACUACCUGAAGCUGAUGAUCGAACUGACAAUGUUGAACUCUACAAUGAAGUCUUCGAUUACUAUACUUCCGAUGAAGUUAUGGAAUAUUAUGAAGAAGCUCUAAGACAAUUGGAUAAAACUUCUAUGGAUGAUACGAACAAUAGUUUAUUAUUUCGAUUUUUUCAUAUGGCAACUGAUCGAACUUAUUAUCACGAAGAACAACGAGAUAAAUUUUGUCAAUUCUGGUUACCGACAUACGAAUCGCUAUUUAAACAAUUAUUACCCGAGCAAGGUGAUGGAGAAGAUCUGAUUGAACGUGAGCGGUUAGUUGUGAUUAAGUAUUUAGUUACGAACAUGAUCGAAAUGCAGAAAACCUCGGAAAUUCAACAGUACGAACUACAAUUCAAAAACUUUCGACACAAAAACGAAUAUUUUACGAUUUUAAAGUUAAUUUUACCUUUGGUAAGCAAUUCAGAUCUUAUCGGACGUUUAGAACAAGACAAUUUCGCCAUGAUCAUCUUGGAAUAUCAAUCAAACACAUUAGAAAACACAGUGGACAUCACUCCGACAUUCGCUAUAUGGAUUAUUCUCAAACUACUGAUCAUGUUCAUUCGAACAGACAAUGAUUGUCUAUUCAUGAUCAAAAAGGAUCCACAUAUCAAACAUAUUCUCUUCACAUCUCUGCAACAUAUUCACGCGAACGAUGGAAUUAAACUCGCUCUGUGUGUCGCAGUAGGCUUAAUAGCGAACGAACAUGAUCUGAACAGCAAUACACAUAAACCGAUCGAGAUGAUCACAACAUUGAUGAAGAAUAUUCAAAAAAUUCUUGAUUCCAGUGUUGACGAAGCGAAUUAUUCUCGCUAUGGAAUACAUAUUCUCGAUAUGAUCGUCGCGCUAAAAGCAUAUUUACAACGGGAUCAAUUCAAACAUGAAUUUCUUGCAAGUGAUGGUUUAGAUUUGUUGGAUAAACUAACUCACAAUCCUUUCCAACUUGAACAACUCGAAAUAUUAGGGUUUGAAUGUCUUUUGACCAUGUCAUUCAACAAAGAUGCAGCGAACUUGCUAAAAACUAACGAAAAAUUCAUGACUCAGAUUCGAAAUCUAAUUACAAGGCCAACUGACGGUUUAUUAUGGAAAUUAGAGAAGCAAGAUGAGUUCAUACAAACGAAUACCGAAACGAAUGACUAUGACAUGGUCAUCAGUUAUAAUCGAAAUGAUUAUGAUUUAGUUUAUGAAAUUUAUCGACGAUUGACUGAAGAUUAUCAGUUGAAAGUUUGGUUUGAUAAAAAUCCAACGAUUCGGGUGUCAUGCGAAAUGAUGGCACAAGCAAUAGAUCAGUCAAAAUGCGUGCUUAUAUGUAUAUCUGAAGCGUACAAAACAAGUGGCAACUGUCGAAUUGAAGCUGAAUAUGCACAAGAUAGGAGAAAAGAAAUGAUUCUAUUAAUCGUAGGCGAAGUAGAACGUGAUAAUUGGCUGAAGUUCAUAUCAACAGAAAAAAUGUGCAUUGAUUUUGUUCAGCCGGAUUCUUUUUCUCAAGCAAUGGAUAUAUUAAUUCAUGGAAUACAGCGAGAUCAUCAAACUGAUCCAGAAACGUUAGUAAGCGUAGUAUCAACAAUUCCAUUAGAAAGCAGCAGUCCUGAUUUAAAUACAUAUAAAACUCUGCCGAUGGAAUCAUGGUCUGAUCGAGAUGUUCAGGAAUUUCUUAAGGAGAAUAAAUUAGAUCCAAUGCUUGAAUUAACGGAGUAUAUGAAUGGAGAAGAAUUGCAAGUGUUGAUUAGUCAAUGCUUAUCUCAUGGAAAUUAUUGGUCGAUGUUCGAUCGCUUGAAUAAAGAGAUGGAAAAACGUUUCCAUCAAACAUUUCCCAUUUCGGUGUAUCUCAGAUUUUUAAAUCAAGGUCAGAAAUAUUAUUCACAAACAGCAUCUUUUUGA